AUGACGGCUGCUCGACGACUUCCCACGAUCCAACGCCGAACCUUCCUCCCUGAUCAGUAUACCGACAAGAAGGUCAUUGACCAGAAGUACCCUGACCCUCCCAGCUUGAGCGAGGCCGAGGACCCCGGAAUGAACGGCGGCUACAUCAACCCUCCCCGAAUCAAGCGACAGUUCCGUGACCCUCAUGCGGGCUGGUGGGAUCCCCAGGAGCGACGAAACUUUGGUGAACCCAUCCACGAGGAUAACGAUGUUCUUGGAAUCUUUUCUCCCUGGGAGUACACCUGGACUACCGCUGGUCCUGGUGCUGUCAUGGUCGGAACUUUCAUCGCCGUUUUCCUGAGCGUUACCGGAGUUGUCUACCUCAACUAUCCCGAUCGACCUGCUUAUCCCCGAGAGUUUGAAGGUGGUCUGGAACGAGAGCUUGGUGGCCCUGGAGCUACAAGGGCUCGCAUGGAGGGUGAUGAGGAACCUUGA
This is a messenger RNA of Fusarium fujikuroi IMI 58289, 474 nucleotides long. RefSeq lists its product as uncharacterized. NCBI's taxonomy places the organism in Eukaryota, Fungi, Ascomycota, Sordariomycetes, Hypocreales, Nectriaceae. Gene Ontology annotation, cellular component: mitochondrion. The coding region runs from base 1 to 474 and encodes 157 amino acids. The record is from RefSeq and is a predicted model, not a curated record. The transcript has 3 exons.